AUUUAAUUUUUAAAUCUUUGGCAUUAUUCUGAUUUUGUUUGAAAAAAUUUAAUAAAACUGUGGAAAAACUACUGUUGAAAAGUGGAAAUAGUUAUUUUUCGAAAAUAAAUGAAGUAUUGAAUGAUAAAAACUAUAUUAAGUGAAGUCGCAAUUAAAAUUGCAUUCAAAAAACAGUGAAAAAUGGAAACACCAAACAAAAAUAAUUUUCCUCAAUAUGUUUGUUCAUCAAUUAUAAGUCCAUCAGAGCAAGAAAUAUGGAAUACAAAUCAAGAAGAAUCUCCUACAUCAAGUGAUGAAUCUCCAAGAUUUCAGGAAAAUCCAUUAAAUCGUAGUUUUGAUGGAACUGGAAGCAAAAGAGGUCGACCAAAGUCUGAGCUUCUUACAACGCUUAUGAUACAGGGAUCAACAUCGCCUUCAGCUAUAAAGUGCAAAUUUUGUAAUCGCGUCUUUCCACGAGAUAAAUCUCUCUCAGCUCAUCUCAGAACUCAUACCGGCGAAAAACCAUAUGUGUGCGAUUUUCCUGGAUGUUCUCGAGCAUUCACACAAAGUGGACAACUUAAAACACAUCAACGAUUACAUACAGGAGAACGACCGUUUCAAUGCAGUUUUGUUGGAUGUCAGAUGCGCUUUACACAUGCAAAUCGUCACUGCCCCGAUCAUCCUUAUGAUGCUUUAAAGAGAUGUGAUGAUGAAUUUCUUUUAACUUCACCACCCGAAGAGCAGAGCACAGAGAUUCUCAAGUGGUUACAGAAAUAUCGUGAGGAUCGUCAAAAUAUGUUACAACAACAAUCACUUUCACCUUCACCAAAUACAUCACGUCAAACACCCAAACGCUCUUCAUCAUCAUUAACCUGCAGUACCAAAGGAAAUGAUGAGAACAAAAAGCGAUUUAUUAGUCGUUCAAAUAUUUCAACUCCCACUGGAGUUGUUAAACAGGAAAAUUGUGAUUUGUCAAGUAAUGAAUUGACUGCAAUGUCACCAAGUAAAGCAGGACGUAAAGGUCUGAUGUGUGAGAUGGACAUGAAUGCUGGGUUAAUACAAAGCUCAACCCCACUUCAACUUUCAUCAAGUGUCAAUGAAAUUUCUGACAUUUCAUCUUUAAUGAUGGGAAGUCCAAUCACGGGAAAUAAACUCAAAUGUUGUAGACCAAAAGUAAUUUUAUGGAAAGAGCCAAUUGAAGACAAUGAUGAAGAUCCAUUAGAAAAUGGAUCAAACGAACUCACACCGAAAAUUGAAAAAAGAAUUACAACUUCUUCCUCCUCUCCAGUCAAAAAAUCUUUCAAUCCAAAGAAGAAAUGGUUACGCGAAGCUUGGCAAGAAGAUCUCGGAGCUAAACCACUUGAUGGCUACGGCGUUAAUCAUCCUUUGUAUCAAUGUCCAUCGCAAAACGACAUUGAAAAUUGGCAAAUGGCCUCAUCAUCCAAUGAUUCAGUAAGCACAAGCAACGAUGCCUUUUCAAAUCCAAAUCAAAGUAGACCCAGUGUGUUAUUUAUGGGACCUAAUCUUAAGGAUAAGAUUGUAUAAUUAAAUAUUUUUUUUAGAAAGAUGAAUUAACUUCAUUUUCACAAAAUAUAAUAUUAGCUGCUAUGUAGAUGUUAAAAGAUAUAUUAUAUGGUACUAUUAAACUUUUAUUAAAUGAAAUAAAAGAAAAAUGAAAAAACCGUUAAA
Clunio marinus is the source of this 1668-nucleotide messenger RNA. The record is from the annotation of a GenBank genome assembly. Lineage: Eukaryota; Metazoa; Arthropoda; Insecta; Diptera; Chironomidae.